Messenger RNA from Seriola aureovittata, 2559 nucleotides. RefSeq names its product bone morphogenetic protein 7-like. Bases 185 to 1462 code for a protein of 425 amino acids. Gene Ontology annotation, biological process: SMAD protein signal transduction. Gene Ontology annotation, molecular function: cytokine activity; growth factor activity. Lineage: Eukaryota; Metazoa; Chordata; Actinopteri; Carangiformes; Carangidae. The transcript is spliced from 7 exons. Gene Ontology annotation, cellular component: extracellular region. The record is from RefSeq and is a predicted model, not a curated record.
UCUAGAAGAGCGCAGGGCAGUAUGAGACAGUGCGCAACGGCAGAGGAUGAGGGAGUGAUAUUCCGAGUUGAUAGAGGGUAGUGUGUUUUACUUCCCCACAUGAAGGAGGACUCUUUAACAAAAGAACCACAUCUCCAGUCUUAUCUUUCGACUUGUUGAAGGCGCGCGUAAAAUUUGGGCAAAAAUGGUGACAAGCGCCUUGCCGACAAUAAUGACCCUCUUGUCCUGGUGUUACUGCGUGUUGUCCACGCAGGUCGCCUUCUCCAACUUUUCCAUGGACAACGAGGUGCGCUCCAGCUUCAUCCAGCGGCGGCUGCGGAGCCAGGAGCGCAGGGACAUGCAGCGGGAGAUUCUCUCCAUCCUGGGGCUGCCGCAACGUCCGCGGCCGCACUUCCACACCAAACACAACGCUGCCCCGAUGUUCAUGCUGGACCUGUACAACACUAUCUCCACGGACACAGGGCCACAGGGAUAUUCUUAUUACAAGCCCGUUUUACCGACCCAGGCCUCCCCCAUGGUGACCCCUCAAGACAGCCGCUUCCUAGAUGACGCAGAUAUGGUGAUGAGCUUUGUCAACCUCGUUGAUCAGGAUCAGGAUCUCCUCUACCAGCAGCACCGAAGGGAAUUUCGUUUUGACCUUUCACGUAUUCCAGAGGGAGAGGCCGUCACCGCAGCAGAGUUCAGGAUUUACACGGAUUUCAUCCAGGAACGCUACGAGAAUGAGACAUUCAGAGUCAGCGUCUACCAGGUCCUGCAGGAGCCUCCAAAUAGUGAAGUGGAGCUGUUGCUGCUGGACCAGCGAGAGGUUUGGGCUGCAGAGGAGGGCUGGCUGGUUUAUGACCUGACCACCACCAGUAACCUCUGGCUGGUCAACCCCGAGCAGAACCUUGGACUGCACCUGGUUUUGGAGGACAACCACGGACAGAGGAGGAAUCCCCAACUGGCGGGGCUGGUGACGGGGAGUGGGCCCCAGGACAAACAGCCCUUCAUGGUUGUCUUCUUCAAAGCCAGUGAGGUGCAUUUCCGCAGCAUCCGCUCUGCCCAUGGCCACAAAGGUCGGCAGUCCAAUCGCUCCAAACCUCAGAGGACUGUUCAGGAUACACUAAAGGCAGUGGAGGCUGCAACAGAUAACCUUGGCAUGUCUAAAGAGGGAUGCAAAAAACAUGAGCUCUAUGUCAGUUUCAGAGAUUUGGGAUGGCAGGACUGGAUCAUAGCACCAGAGGGGUACGCAGCAUACUACUGCGAAGGGGAAUGUGCUUUCCCUCUCAACUCCUACAUGAAUGCCACUAAUCACGCUAUUGUGCAAACUCUGGUGCACUUUAUCAACCCGGAGACGGUGCCCAAGCCCUGCUGUGCCCCAACGCAGCUCCAUGGCAUCUCGGUGCUCUACUUCGACGACAGCUCCAACGUCAUUCUCAAGAAGUACCGUAACAUGGUGGUCAGGGCCUGCGGCUGUCACUGAUCACUUGUUCCCCCCCCCCCCUAUGAGUUUUGCAAAUCUGGAGGGAGGCUUAAAAAGGCAGAGGUGGAGGAAGCAGAGACAAGACGAUUGACUGCCUGGUCACAAGGGAGCUCCUGCCACAGAAUAAGUUUUAUUCUGGGAGACUGUUUUUAUGAUCGGCAGCUGAGCCGCCCAUGCAGUAUUAACCACUACCGCAGCCCGAUCACAACUAUUGGUCACAGAGAAAGACUGAACAAAGGAUUUCCUUAGUUUCCUUUUAGUGUGAUGAGAAAAAGUGCAUUAAAAGGACUCAGUAUGGAGGUACUUCAGAGGCUAAAACAAAACAUGGAUUUCUAAAGACGUAAUGUAAAAAAGUUUCAACCAUUUUCCCCAUUUCCAGAGAUCAUAUGAUGUACUACACGUAACUGCAGUUCAAUUCUCUUUUGACUUCAGGCACGAGAAUAUAAAAUGUUGCCUGGGUAGAAAUGUGCAUUCGAUAACGCCUUACACAGCCCAUAAAACUUUAAAUCUCCACCUUCCUGUUGAACCACUGCACCUUGUCUUUUGGAACAGCUGGAUGAACUUCCUGAUCAGAAAAAGUGUUCUGCAGCAAACCUCACUGGUGUUGAAGUGGUUGUUAGGAAGGCCAGUUGGACCAGGUCAGGUGUAAGACAUCUGGCAGCGUGUGUGUGUGUUUGUGUGUGUGUGUGUGUGUGUGUGUGGGCGUGCGUGCGUGCGUGCGUGCGUGCGUGUGUGUGUGUGUGUGUGUGUGUGUGUGUGUGUGUGUGUGUGUGCGUGCGUGUGUGUGCGCUGCUGCUGAUGUGGACGAACUCAGUGGAGAAUGACAGCCAAGACUGUUAAUAACAGUGUGUGGGAUUGAAAGCUCUGGCUGUUGGACCUGGUUUCCUGGUGCAGACAUAUAUCACCAGGCCUGUGAAAGGCAUACAGUCUGCAAGAUGUCAGUGAUUCAUCUUUAUGACGUGGCCAUCAGGGUGUGCACCAUCACCCCCGACUGCAGCUGCCUUCUUGGAGUCGGAGCAGAGCUGCAGGUGAUCAAACAGAGGCUGUAAUUUCCUUUUGUCAGAUAUAAGUAGUUGAAUAAAUGGAAAAUGAUCAAA